AUGUCCUCCACGAGCAAAGUUUCUCCAACUUUAUUUGAUGAAGAGAACGACUUUUCAGAAAACGUCCAGAACCUGGAAGAACGCUACUUGAAAAACGAAGAGGAAAAUCACAAGCGCUGUUUGGAAAAUUUGGAGCAGCAAAUCAGGCUCCUUGGCGAGGAAAACUUGAAUCUCCGCACAACCCUUUUCGAUUUGAAAGAAGCUCAGAAGCGUAAAAAGGCCGAAAUGGAGGAGGAGCGAGGUCGAAAGAAGAAUCGGAAUUCUGAGAGGUACAGUGCGCCUGUCAUUACAUCUCGACCUCCAGGGGACCGAUGCUACGGCUGCAACCAAACUUUGCCUGAAGAUAAAGCUAUACAAGAGAUGCUCCUCAAUACCCAGGGCUUCAUCCGACCCCAAGAACCUGUCGCCUUUCGAAAACCAAAAGCCAAGAAAGAAAAGCGUCGAACUAUGCUCUAG
Oikopleura dioica is the source of this 456-nucleotide messenger RNA. The record is from the annotation of a GenBank genome assembly. Lineage: Eukaryota; Metazoa; Chordata; Appendicularia; Copelata; Oikopleuridae.